AUGCUGUUCCGACUGCUCCUCGUCUAUUCCGCGGUUAAAACCCAUCGCUCCCGCCUCCCCGCCUUCUCCAGCCAGCAGAUUCUCGCCAUGCUCUCCGACUACGUCCUCUUCCACGUUUUCCCCGGGUUAACCGCGGUUCCCGCCGCGAAAAAAGUCGUGGAAAUGGCGCAGAAGCAGCGGAAGGGAGCCAAAUCGCGGGGAUCCGCCGAGAAUCCACGGCGGAAUCUGGACGUGCUGGAGGAGUGCGUCGAGAACGAAUCGAUCGCGAUCGAUUUGUCGAUCGCCAGUAAGAUCGACUCGUACUUGCUCAUUCUGAUAUCCCAAGUGAACGAACCGAAUGGAAACCGAAUCCCGCGACAUCAAUUGGGAUGUCUGUAUACUGCGAUGGUUGAAUUUAUCUAUGAACUAUCUCUCUAUGAACGACUGGAUAAGCAGGUCGAGGAGAAGGUUCCUAUCCCUGCUCCGAAGAUCAACGUCGCCAUCAUUAUGAUGGAUCCUCAUAAACAAUAA
This is a messenger RNA of Blastocystis hominis, 510 nucleotides long. RefSeq lists its product as hypothetical. The record is from RefSeq and is a predicted model, not a curated record. Lineage: Eukaryota; Bigyra; Opalinata; Blastocystidae. The transcript has 3 exons. Bases 1 to 510 code for a protein of 169 amino acids.